GCUGUUAGGUGACAGUUUUUGCCAGACAUUUUUAAUUGAUCUGCCAGAUAUUCUUUGAAAAAUAGUGGCAACCUUGUCACUGUAUCCGACUUGGUGUGUUGCGGUCUGCGUGAUUGUUUUUUUCUCCGAUAACUCCGUUCAUCGUUGUCCUUUGUAUGCGAUAGUGCGUGUUAGAAAAUAAUAAAAUAGAUAAAAUAUUUAUUUUUUGGCUUGCUGUAUAGAAAAUCAUAUGAUUUUUACGAGUGCUGUCGAAGUUAGAACAGCAAGCAAAUAAAAUUCGAAAGCUCGUGAGAAAAAGUGAAGUCGGUAAUCAACAGCCUGUGGAUGCGUUUGUACGAGGAGCAGCAGGCACGAAAGGUCAGCACAGUUGAUCCAUACGACAAUAUGAGUGACGAUGACCGGGAUAUCGAUAUUGACAGCGAUGAUGGAGAGGAUUCCGAUACCACCAAAUCUCAAACACGGAAUUCCAGUGGAAACAAUCAAUUCUACUCUCAGGCUGAGAAAAGGGCUCAUCAUAAUGCUUUGGAGCGGAAGAGGCGGGAUCACAUAAAGGAUAGUUUUACAUCCCUCCGUGAUUCAGUGCCGUCACUACACGGGGAAAAGGUAAAUGCAAGCCGGGCACAGAUUUUGAAAAAAGCGGCAGAAUAUAUACAGUUUAUGAGACGUAAAAAUAAUUCUCAUCAACAAGAUAUAGAUGAUUUAAAGCGACAAAAUAGCCUACUUGAAACACAAAUUCGACAGUUGGAGCAAGCUCGUGCUACUGGAAAUUUUGGCGAUGGUAAUGAUCUUGGAUUGGGCAUGAACGACAGUUCCCGAGAAUCAGACAGCUCAGACGAUGAUGGUGCAAGUAACAACGGCAUAGGUGGGGGAAGUAUUCAUCGAAAUAAGAAAAUGAAGACCAAUUCAAAUUACUGAAUGUGCAAAGUGCUAUUUGCAGUAUCGUUGAGGACAAUUCAAGACGCGAUGUUUCAAUCGCAGCAAACAUUUGUUGCCUGUCCGGAAAAGUUUAUUCUAUUGUAUUGCACACAACUCAAUCUGUAAAUGAUAAAAUAAGAAUAUGAAACCAACUAAUAAGAUAAUAGUGUACAAAAACUAUGUUUUCCCCUGUUUAUUUUUAAUAUUUUUUGUGGUCAUUGGAAAUUGAUAGAGUAAAUUCAAAGUGUAGAGAAGCAGUAGUAUUAGUUUCCCAAACAUUGAUUGGAUGUGUUUGAACAGAUUUGAAAUAUAGUUUUGUGUUUAUUUUUUCAAAUUA
Molecule: messenger RNA, 1252 nt
Organism: Topomyia yanbarensis
Lineage: Eukaryota; Metazoa; Arthropoda; Insecta; Diptera; Culicidae
Gene: Max
Product: protein max
Exons: 6
Coding region: 325-915 (196 amino acids)
Biological process (GO): positive regulation of transcription by RNA polymerase II
Cellular component (GO): RNA polymerase II transcription regulator complex
Molecular function (GO): DNA-binding transcription factor activity; protein dimerization activity
Source: RefSeq, a predicted model, not a curated record